Messenger RNA from Capsella rubella, 2270 nucleotides. RefSeq lists its product as uncharacterized. The coding region runs from base 371 to 2173 and encodes 600 amino acids. Lineage: Eukaryota; Viridiplantae; Streptophyta; Magnoliopsida; Brassicales; Brassicaceae. Gene Ontology annotation, biological process: asymmetric cell division. The transcript has 4 exons. The record is from RefSeq and is a predicted model, not a curated record.
CGUUGCCAUUGUAAACGAAGAAGCUCGAAGAUAAUAAAUAAAACACAGAGCCGUUCGUUCGUCUUGUCUAAGUUUCACAGAUUCGAUUCUACCAACUCCCGACAAAGAUUCGACCUUGUGUUCCGAUUCUUCGAUAUCUUAGACCUUCCAUUGGUUAAAUUGAUCAUUUCUUCAAGCUACACGAGCAAGGUCUCUCUUCUUCUGUAUCUUCGUUCCUUGCAACUUUCGCCUAAAGGGUAAACGUCGUUGCUAUUAAAAGCCCUGAGCUUUCGAUAUGAAUAUGGAGUUCGUUCAUUGGAAUGAAGAAGUGGAGAUUCUACUGUUCAGUUUUGGGUUGCUCUCUUGAUUCUUUAAGUCAAGAGAGGAAGAAAUGGAUAUAUGGUUAAUCGCUGCGACUGCUGCUACGGGGUAUAUAGCUAGGCAAUUGCAGAAUGUGACGAAAGGUAAAAAUAACAACAUCCUUGAAUCCUCUUCGGAUGAUGUUCAUAGUGCGAAUCCCGAAUCUCCUCCUAGGUGCCUGCUUAACAGUUCGGUGAGAGUUAAGAAAGCUAAUGAAAACAAGUUUGGGGAUGAGAAAAUGAUAUCAGAUGGGGAACAUCAGGAUACUUCUACGAGUGGGGAGAAUUUGGGAUGUUACAAUACUAACCAUUCGGAUUCUUUUAUUGGUUUCAUGCCUGAAGUCUCUGAAGUUGAACAUGGGAAUUGGAAAACCAGUGCUACUCUUGCAGGUGACACACAGUUCAAUUCUUCAUUUAGGCAGAGAACAUUCAUUAGGAGAAACCAGCGGUACAGGCGAUUAACCAAACCUUUGAGUUCCCUGGAUAACUGCUUAAUGUCUCAGUUUCAUAGAGAGCAAAUGACCAUGGAAGAUUACAUGACUAGCCCGUUUCCAUCACCACACGCUUUAGUUUCAAGGCCAUUACUCGUGACUGAUGGUACUCGUGUAAUUAGUAAGAGCACUGCAGAUUCGUUGUGGCUGAGCCAACAUAUUAUGCUCAAUGACGAUAAGGCUACAGAAAGUUGCAAAAUCCCUGGAUUGGAGUCUUCGGUUGAGAGAAGAGUGGGAAAUGAGACGAGCAAGAGUAGAAAGCAUGGUCUAGGUGAUGCAACAAUGUUACUACAAAUCGGUAUCUCGAUUGGCAUCAUGUCCUCGUUCAUGGCAAGCCAAGCCGAAGUGAGCAAAGUCCAACAAGAGCUGAAGCAAACAGAGAACUUGGUGCAUGAUUUAGAAGAUGAGCUCAAGAUGAAAGACUCGUUGAUAGUGAGAGAGAUAGAUAUUGAAUACGCAGCUGAGAAUUUAGAAUCUAUAAGUAAUAUCGAAGCAGAGCUUGAAGCUGAACUUGAAAGGCUAGAAAUCAACAUGAAUUCCUCCAACAUUGAGACAAGACUCUCUGAUUUGAUCGAGAUGGAGUCGGACUGUGAGGUAGAAUUUGCACAGGGUGAACUGAGAGCUGAUCAGGUAAAAGGGAAACGUUUAGAUGAAAUUGAGUCCAACCAGGACCCAAGUGGCAACUCCACGCCUGAGUCAGGAAACUAUGCUGUCUCACCUCGUGAAUUGAGCUUGCGGUUGCAUAAAGUUAUCAAUUCACGUCUUGAGAAACGGAUUGCAGAGCUCGAGACCGCACUCCAAGAGAGCCAAAGGAAGGUGGAGCAGCUGGUCAUGGAAUCAGAGAGCAAGAAGAAGUCAUGGUCAAGGUUAUGGGAAACCCGCGAUGUGAUGACAUAUAAGAGUGACUCAAAAAUCCCAGUUGCUAUAGAGCACACCAGGACUAAUCUUGCUGAGAUCCAACCCCUGGUUAUGAACUUAACUGGGGAAGCACUUGAUGCAUUCAAUGAAUCUUACGACGAAUUGAUGAAAAUAAACGAUGACUCGGAAGAUGAUGAUGAUGAUUCACCAUUGGAGAUGCAAGAGAGCGGGAUUCACCAAGAAGAUUUCUCUUCAACAAACAAAAGCUCACCUUGUAGCCAUCAGAAGGAUGAUUUAAAGGUGCAGGAGCAGGAGCUGCUAGACCUUAUUGGUAUGGAAGAUGAAGAAGAAAACAGCGGCUUUGAGAGUGAAAUGGAGAAGCAACUGAUAAAGCAGAUUGUUGAGAAAACAAAACAAGGGUCUCCUGUUGUGUUGAAUGCUCAGAAGAUGCUGUUUCUCAUGGAAGAAACUGAACAUAAACUAUAACAUAGGCAACAUUAGAGUUUUGCGUGGAUGAAAUUUUCAAAGUUGAAACAAAGCUUACUUUUUUUGCUUAAAAUUCAAUGUAUACCUUAAGAAACCA